CGAGUCUCCACUCAGUUGAAACCAUAGAGAGUUGUGACGUUGCAACUCAGUCGGUGAAGUGAAGUUUAAAGGCCAAAGAUACUGGGAUCCAACCAUAAUGUAGCAAGUGUUGCCUCCGUUUUGUUACACGACCGCGCUCAUCGAACAUCUGCAUACACUCCUAGGUCCCCAUGUCAGUACUCUAUCGUUCUCACUCAAUUGCUUCUUUGGCUCGGCCAUUUACUUCGAAUGAGUUCGACCGUUUCCAGCAGCACCGCGGAUUCUCUGAUUCCAGAUCAUGUGCCAAGUACUAAUCCGGACUUGGAGCGCCCCUACGAUUGGCCAGAUUUUCCCAUGAUGAUGUUGUGGUUGGUACACACCCUCAAGGCGAUUCUCUUCACCACUUUAUCCCUUUUGCAACGCCUGAUUUGCUGUGGACGCAAAAAAGCCAGACACGCCAGUCAAUCCUUGCCGAAAUUCAAUCCUAGAGGAUCUGGGUCCCAGGGAGGGGAUUUGGACGACUGGAACCGUUGGGAGGAGGAUCCCGAGAUUGUGAUUGGAACGCCCAAGAAACCCGAGACGGUACAGGAUCAUAUUGCGGCUUAUCGGGAAUCCUUGCAAGAUGCUCGGAAACAAAGGCAACAAUCGGAACCGAACGAAGCCCCACCUCCACCUGAGGAGGACAGCCUUUUUGCUGAGCUGGAACCCACUGUCGUCAAACAGAAGAAGGUCUACAUUGGACCUUCCAUAGCCCGAGGAUCGUCGACCUCAGGCCGGAAAAAUAGUCGCUUAGCUGUCCAAGAGGACAUGACCGAUCCCAUAAUGGCCAUGGGCGAUGAAUUGGCGGAAUGGGGCUCAACCGCUGGCAGUAAUUCCGGAUGGCAACCCGAAGACGACGAUUUGAGUGAAGUUCUCCGUGAGACGCGCAAGGAGCAAAGUCGGCGCUAGAUUUACUCUCAUCAUGUUCGGUUGGCUCUUUAUUAUCGAUCUACAACUGAUUGUUUCACUCUCACACUAGCGUUGGUGGGGAUAAUAAACGUGUCUCUAAAUGUCACUAUCACGUGCUUGAUCCGGUCUCUUCACUUUUAGCGGAAGGCACGCGGAGCGCCGGACCUUUGUAGAGCUUGAAUUUCUUGAAAUGCUUCUGGACGUCCAUUUUGGGAUAGGGUUUAACGGCCAAGCAAGUGGGAAAGUCCUCGGGUUGCUCGACCCACAACUUGUGGUCAAUCCCGGCCUCGGUUAACUUGGCCGCCAACGUCCGCAAGGCUGGCUCAUCCGCAGCCUAUCAAGCAACGUAAUCCCCUUUAGCAACAUAGUUAAACAGAUACGCACAAACCGCCUCUCACCUCUAAUAUAACCUUGUGCAUGUUAUCUAGAUCCGCCAAAUAGGUUUGCGUGUGCUCAUCCGAGUAGAAGAGAUGAAUGACAGCCGUAGCCGCAUGACAAGCCUGAGCCACCAAGGCCCCCACGGGCCAAGACAUCUUAGUCAAAAGGUCGCCCCGCACCACAACGUAUUGCACGACCAUCCCAGAUGGGCUGGCCAUGAUGUAGAAGCUAAUGAAUGGAUGGGAGAAUAAUCUAAGCCGUCAAGGGCUUGCCUUCAGACAGCAAGUCUUCUUU
Messenger RNA from Tigriopus californicus, 1599 nucleotides. Its product is annotated as receptor-binding cancer antigen expressed on SiSo cells-like. The record is from RefSeq and is a predicted model, not a curated record. The transcript is spliced from 3 exons. Gene Ontology annotation, cellular component: secretory granule. Bases 229 to 927 code for a protein of 232 amino acids. Lineage: Eukaryota; Metazoa; Arthropoda; Copepoda; Harpacticoida; Harpacticidae.